Molecule: messenger RNA, 976 nt
Organism: Drosophila mauritiana
Lineage: Eukaryota; Metazoa; Arthropoda; Insecta; Diptera; Drosophilidae
Product: microtubule-associated protein RP/EB family member 1
Exons: 1
Coding region: 50-856 (268 amino acids)
Biological process (GO): protein localization to microtubule plus-end; regulation of microtubule polymerization or depolymerization; spindle assembly
Cellular component (GO): microtubule plus-end; microtubule organizing center; cytoplasmic microtubule
Molecular function (GO): microtubule plus-end binding
Source: RefSeq, a predicted model, not a curated record
AGUAGUCCGAAACAUUAUUCAACAGAUAACAUUAAAUUUUUCGUACAAAAUGUCUAAGAAAUCAAAAACAACAGUCGUGAAUGUUCUCUACACUAACAAUUCGUCGAGCAAUCCUUCGCGGGGGGAAAUGCUAUCCUGGGUGAACAAUACACUGAAAUCGCAGUUUUCCAAGGUCGAGGAGUUGUGCACCGGAGCGGCAUACUGCCAGUUAAUGGACAUACUCUUUGCCCAGUCGAUCCCGAUGCAGCGAGUCAAGUUUCGCACAAACGUAGAGUAUGAGUACAUCCAAAAUUUCAAGCUUUUACAAGGAUGUUUCAACAAAGUUGAUGUGGAUAAGAUCAUACCCAUCGACCGGCUGGUCAAGGGUCGAUUCCAGGAUAACUUCGAGUUCCUCCAGUGGUUUCGCAAGUUCUUCGAUGCCAACUAUGAGAGUCGAGAAUAUGAUCCUCUGAUCGCUCGGAAUGGAGCAAUGAUGGGACUUGGCUCGCCUCCCGUUGAAGCCAAGAAACGCAAGUCAGUGAAUAAGUCAAAACCCCAGACUAAACCCACCGAAGAAUCCUCUGCUCAAACAGAUAAGGCAAGAACAGAUCCGGAAAAUCAAGUGCAUGAGUCAAAUUCCCAAACUAAAGCCACCGAAGAAGCCCCUGCUCAAACAGAUAAGGCAACAACAGAGCCGGUAAAUGAAGGUUCUAUUGAGGAGUUGCGGAAUUACUGUGAAUAUAUUUCGAUAAUGACAGAGGAGAGGGACUUCUACUUAUCGAAACUCAGAGCAAUUGAUCAUAUUUGCCAGAAAUACAAUAGUGGCCAAGUUAGGAAAAUAUCAGAGAAGAUUACUAAUAUUAUUUACAGCGGAUAAAUGCUCAUAACAAGCACUAAAUAAACUGAACUCAAAUCAGCUAAGAAGCAAAAUUCAAAGCAAUGUGGAUAGUUUAAAAAUUAAAAGUUAAUCUGUCAAUAAAUUGUUAAUGCGAAGUUU